AUGUUAAAAGCAUCACUACCACUAAAAUCAUCACCCUCGUCCUCAUCACAAAAAACAGUUAUACAACCAAGACGAGGACGCUCCUCCCCAGCACGAAAACACUCGUUUUCGGUACAACAACAAUUUCGAUCCUCAUCACCACGAGACCGCUCAUUAUCACCACCACAAGAAUCUCGGUUCUUAGUACGAGAAAACUCUUUUUCAGCACAGCGACGACCUCAGUCCUCAUUACGACAACCACAACGACCUCGAUCCGCAGCUCAAAAAUCCUCAUUAGCAACAUCACCAGAAGGGUCAAGAAAAGUAAUAGCUGCAACUGUUAAUAAAGGAACAAUUCAAGUUGUGACAGGUGAUAUAACAAGAGAAAAAGUAGAUGCUAUUAUUGGAAGCUCAUCAUCGAAAAUUUUAAAAAAUGCAAUUAUAAAGGUAGCUGGCGGUGAAGUUGAGACGUCAUAUGAUACCCAACAGAAAAACAAUCCAAAUUCUAUAUUAAUUUCAACACCGCCAGCAGAUACUAAGAAAUCGGUUCAUUAUCAGCUUCCUACAACAUGGGAAAAGCCAACAGAAAAUGAAAUGCGUUUAGAGUUAUCAAAUACAGUGGAUGAAUACAAAUCAAUCGUAACCAAUUUUAAUCAAUCUAUCAAAGGAAAAUAUACAAAAAUAAUACGAAUAGAACGCAUUCAAAAUGAACGAUGGUAUAUUCAAUAUUUGGCACAUAGUCGAAGUUUCAAAAGAACUCUCGAUAAAGAUACUGAAAAAAGAACUGUAUAUGGUUUUGGUGUUUAUUUUUCAUUAGAUGCAGCUUAUAGUCAUGAUUAUGCAAAACCAAACGUCAAUGGAGAACGUCAUAUGUUUUUGACACGAGUUCUAGUUGGAAAUACAACUAAAGGCAAUAGUUCAAUGAAGACUUGCCCUGCUGGAUUCGAUUCAACUACUGAUGGUAAACAUAUUUUUGUCACUUAUCAUGAUGCUCAAGCUUAUGCUGAAUACUUAAUUACUUAUAAAUAG
Rotaria sordida is the source of this 1008-nucleotide messenger RNA. The record is from the annotation of a GenBank genome assembly. NCBI's taxonomy places the organism in Eukaryota, Metazoa, Rotifera, Eurotatoria, Philodinida, Philodinidae.